AAUUCAUUAAUCAAUCAUAGAUCUUCAUUGAUAUCGAAACUGAAAGAUCAGGGUUGUGAUUUUCGAUCAUUGCCGUUAGCUGCCAUUUCAUUUUGGAUCGUAUCACCAUCGUGGAUAGCCAUGAAAUCAUUGUCAACCACAUUAUUAUCAUCGUUCUCACAACAACAACAAUCACGAUCAUCAUUAUUAUUAUUAUCAUCAUCAUUGAUAUUUACCAUCACAUCAUUGCCAUUGCAAUUAUGGAAAACAUGUGCAUCAAUAAAUUCAACAAAAACAUUAUUCUCAUAUUCGAUAAUUAUGAAAAUAAUCUCAGUAUUAAUAAUGUUAAUGCAUUAUAUGGAAUGUAAUUCCAUUCCUCCAUACAGACAUGGCUUAGCAAGGUACUAUCAACCACAAUCCCCACCUCCUUCUGUUAACACUUAUCAAAUACCAUCAACAUUUACUUCCUAUUCAAUCACUUUACCCGUGCAUCCGUCACCUAUUAAUAUUGAAAGGAAUAUUCCAAAUGGUCCAUACCAACAAAGUUAUUAUCAGCCGCCACCAAAAUAUCAACCACAGCCACAGUAUUGUCCAGAGACUGGACGAACCGUCUGUUCCAAAGUUCCCUAUUAUCCAUCAGAUGAGGUGUUUUCGGUGGUAAAGAUGGCAAGAGCUAAACGUUUCAACAUAUCUUCCGAAUUCGUUGAUGAAAGUGAAAAUGAUAGUGAACCAUAUUUCGAAGAUGAUUUUGGUGAAGAAUAUGGCGAUACUUAUCCAUCAUAUCCAUAUUCAGAACCAUAUGAUCGCCAACCUUCACCACCACCACCACCAUCACCAGGUCAACAAUAUCAAUACCAACAGCAACAGCAGCAACAACAACAACAACCAUAUCGGUCACAGCAGUAUCGAUAUCGUAUGAAUUCAGUCACUAUUAAUCAUGAACAGCCACAACAACAUCCUUCAGUUGUUCAACAUUACCAUAAUUUAGAUUGGAAAUAUUUCCGUAAUAUGAUGUCACGAAAUGUAUUUCCAGUCAUCCAAAAUAAUCCUCGAUCAAUAGGCGACAUUUCCAUUCCAAACGGUUUAACGGGAACAACGACGCCAAUUAUUAAUCGUAAUUCAAGAACAUUUGAUACCAACGAUCAGAUUCAUGGUUCUGUAAAAUCAAUGUAUUCUCCUAAUGGUGAUCAAUCUUUUUCAACGAAUCAUUUCAAUAAUAAUAAUCAUAAUGGCGGGCGUAACGGUGCUCGCGGUCAUUCUCGUUAUAAACGGCAAGCGGAUGAAGCACCCAUUUCGAUCGAACCUUUAUGUCCAUCACGUACGAUAUUAUUAGAGCCAAAAGCAGCUCUCAAUGAUCGUCGACAAUGGAAAUAUGUCGUCAACCUUGCUGAUCGCGAUCGUCGUUUAAGACAAGCAAUUAAAGUUGAGGUUUGCAUGACUCCAAAUGCCCCAUGUUCAAAUCAGAUAUCUCUACCGUUUGGUUUUGUAUCAAGAUGUCGACAAAAAUAUAUAAAGAAAAAAUUGAUCUCAUUGGAUGAAUCUGGUCAAUCUAUUUCGAGUGAAAAUUUUUUCGCACCAUCUUGCUGUGUAUGUGAAGUAUCAAGAGGAAAUCCUUCGAUUCCGCCAACCAGUGUUCCAUCUACACCUGGAAAUUUAGCCACAUCAGCAACCGGAUCCUCUGUUUCCAUUCAAACUGAAUCAUCACUGAGAAGAUUUGAUGAUAGUGCAACAAUCACAAGUAAACGAAAGAAACACAAACAUACAUUCAGUACAGAAAAAUUUGAUAUAGAUAGACCACAAGCUGAUGCUCCAAUUAUAAUACCGCAAACAACAAAACAAACCGAUAUCGAAAAUAGGAAAACACGAAAUAAUCACGUUAUUAAUCAACCUAACGAUAAUAAUAUAGUGACCGGAGGAAUUAAAACAUAAAGAAAAAAUACAACGAUAAUAACAGGACUUGUACUUACCCACCGACCACGAAUUAUAUAUGGAUUAUUACAAUGAUACAUUAUAUUUAUUUCAAUUGAUAAUGAUCCGUGUUUGAAUUUAUUUUCAUUAUUGAUAAAUCAUUUAUUAAUAAUCAUCAUUAACAAUUAAUUGGAUUGUUUACAAGAAUCGCCAAAAUGCAAAA
This is a messenger RNA of Dermatophagoides farinae (American house dust mite), 2110 nucleotides long. RefSeq lists its product as uncharacterized. Gene Ontology annotation, cellular component: extracellular region. NCBI's taxonomy places the organism in Eukaryota, Metazoa, Arthropoda, Arachnida, Sarcoptiformes, Pyroglyphidae. Gene Ontology annotation, molecular function: Toll binding; growth factor activity. The record is from RefSeq and is a predicted model, not a curated record. Gene Ontology annotation, biological process: innate immune response; central nervous system formation.